Colletotrichum phormii is the source of this 2025-nucleotide messenger RNA. Its product is annotated as fungal-specific transcription factor domain-containing protein. The transcript is spliced from 4 exons. Gene Ontology annotation, molecular function: DNA-binding transcription factor activity, RNA polymerase II-specific; DNA binding; zinc ion binding. Gene Ontology annotation, biological process: DNA-templated transcription; regulation of DNA-templated transcription. NCBI's taxonomy places the organism in Eukaryota, Fungi, Ascomycota, Sordariomycetes, Glomerellales, Glomerellaceae. Bases 1 to 2025 code for a protein of 674 amino acids. The record is from RefSeq and is a predicted model, not a curated record.
AUGGCUGAACGCAAGAUCACCAGAGGGCACUCAUGUGGUCCAUGCCAACACCGCAAAAUAAGGUGCAACGGCCAGUCACCUUGCGCGUAUUACUGUAUCAAGACAGGAAAAGACUGCGUCCGACUUCCACGCUCUGUUCACACUGCCAAUAACCAUACCAGUCGCACUGCCCAAGCGCGGCUCCUGUCACAAAAUGGUUCACCCACCGCCAAAGGCCAGGUCGUUGUCAGUGGUGACCAGCGCCGAUAUGUAGAAGACAACAAGUUAUGGUCAAGUCUGGGAAACGAAGUGAACAGAUGGGCAAGAAGGACCCAAGUCCUACCCCAACCAAGCAGCACACCAAUGCCAUCCAGAGUCGAGCUGCCAUCGACACAUAUCAACCUGAUAUUUGGGCACAAACUGGAUUCUCCAUUCAUGCUGAAUCCCUCGGCUAUUCAGUCAUUUCGGCUUUGGCAGGUGUUCACCACCAACGUCCAUCCCUUAACUAAAAUACUCCCCGCACCGACAGUGCAGCAAGAGCUUAUCCAGGGGCUUUCUGAGCCGGACUCUAUACAUGGUCCGACCGAAGCCUUUGUUUUCUCGAUAUUGCUUGUUGCAGUAGUCUCUUUGACCGACGAGGAAUGCCGGAGCCAGCUUGGUGAACCCCGAGAGAAGCAUGUAGCGAGGUAUUGCUAUGCAACCGAGGCAGCACUGAGCAGAGUCGAUUUUCUGAGAUCGACAAACCUCAAAGUGCUUCAGGCGUUCACUUUUCACCUGCUGUCUUUGCGCCACCUUUGCGAUCACGACAUCUUGGGGCUCCUAACCGGGCUAGCAACUCGCAUGGGCCAAAGAAUGGGCCUUCAUCGAGAAAGCUCGCUGAAAGACCUGCUGCCAUUCGAAGCUGAGCUGAGACGACGGGUUUGGUGGCAAAUCGUCAUUCUUGACGGUCGUACAGCGCAGCUCACAGGAGCCUCGAUGAACUCCGGCAUUCAGCUAUAUGGAGACACGAACCAACCUCUAGGUGUCAACGACGACUACCUCGUCCCAUCCAUGAGUGCUUUGCCCCGCCCGUCUCCGGUCACUACCGAGAUGGUGUUUUGCUCAGUUCGCAUUGAGAUCGGAGUGUGGAUGAUUGAGCAGAAAUGUCUUCUUGACUUUGCGACAUCGCCUGACCGAAGGGCCAAGUUUCUCAAAUCUAUUGACGAGCUUGAGAGUCAUAUUGAGGAAAAGUAUCUCCGGGCCAUCAACACAGAUAUUCCGUUGAACCUCUUGACGACGUAUCUUGCUCGAUCUGCUGUCUGUCAGCUGAGACUAUCCGUCUACCACCCCAAUCAUCAGCCAGAGAGGACAUCUGAACUCGAUGGAGAACAGAUGGAUAUGCUGCUAGAGAACAGCCUCGAGGUAAUUCGUUACGACAUUCUGUCACAUUCUACUGGCGCUCUUCAGCGCUUCCUGUGGCAUAUCGCCAACUUCUUCCCUUUCGAGACUUUUGUCCUUCUCAUCAGCGCCUUAUCGGGGCGUGCCGGUGGCCAGAUCGUCGACGUGGCCUGGCAUGUCAUCAACCAAGUCUACGAGCACCAUCCUUGCUUCAUCACCGAUUCGAACGACUCAUUGUACUGGGCACUCGGAAAUCUGACAUUGCGAGCUUGGCAGCAGAGGAUCGCAGCCUCUAGAAACAUCGGAAUGGAGAUGCCUUUGGAGUCACCUUGCAUAGGGCAGCUUGCGCGCCAGCGGACGAACAUGGCACGUAACGCACAAGCAAAGCCGCAAGCGCCGACGGUGGGUACGGGCAGUAACGGCCCCGCUACACCCCAGGAGAUGCCCCAAGUUCGGGACUGGCUGCAAGACGCUGGUCAUGCCUCUAGCAUGGUACAGCAGCCAGCAUCGCAUGGUCAAGACGUUGCGAUGCCAGGGAUAGAAGAGGAAAUGAUCGGGAUGACUAAAGGGAUGGACAUGGAUUGGAACUUCUGGCAAGAACUUCUGGAUGGGAACUCUCGGGAAAGCCAGGAAUGCUUCACUUUCUCUUCUUUCGUGAAUAAAGCCUAA